Messenger RNA from Drosophila subpulchrella, 801 nucleotides. RefSeq lists its product as uncharacterized. The coding region runs from base 154 to 699 and encodes 181 amino acids. Lineage: Eukaryota; Metazoa; Arthropoda; Insecta; Diptera; Drosophilidae. The record is from RefSeq and is a predicted model, not a curated record. The transcript has 3 exons.
UCAAAGCUGGCGUCGUCAAACAUUUAUGCCGGUUCAAGUUGCUGGAAAAUUCUGGAACUUUCAAAUAAACACAAUACUUUCCAGAGAAAAGGCUUAAAAAUAUAUAUUUGUUCAGUCAUUUGAUACUUGUUUUUGUGCGUACUAGUGAAAACGAUGCCAUUCGCCAAUAAGGGGACCGAUGCAGAUUCCAUAGCUGCUCGGCUCCGGAAUCGCUAUGGGAACCUCGCUUCCCCAUCUUUGAAAGAUGUUACCACCAGAAUGGUGCCGAAAACAUUCAAGUCAUUCUCGAAAGCCUUCGAGUCUCUGCCGCCUACCGAAUUGGAGGCCGAACAACAGGAGUAUUUGGAGUUCGAGAGUGGUCUGCAUAGCAAUUCUAGCUCCGACCAGGAGUUUAACACUCAGAUCCAGGUGGAGGAGGAACCGAAGCUAAAAUACGAACUGCCUGAGGAUUACAAGAGCACCAAGCUUUGCAUUUGCAUGCGUCCGCAAACCGCCUACGAAUGCGAUCGAUGCCAUCAUUACUUGUACGGUCGAGUCGCUGAGACUUGCGAAAAACAUCCCCAUGAGUUUUUCCUCAUGGACAUCCGUUCCUGUCCAUAUUGCAUGGCCCCAAUCGAGAUGGUUAAGAAGUCGCCUAUCAGCUGGGAAACAAUACGUAAAAUUGAAGAUGCCGAACUGCCCAGCGAUGGGGAUCUAUAAUGAAGAGUUUGAGACUCAAGUUCAUGUUAACUUUAUUUACAUUAUUUAAUGUAUAAGUGAAUGUUAAUACUAAUGUCCGAAUACAAUAGUUUUUCGAAUGAA